Ictalurus punctatus (channel catfish) is the source of this 4529-nucleotide messenger RNA. Its product is annotated as obscurin. The transcript is spliced from 16 exons. Gene Ontology annotation, biological process: cell surface receptor signaling pathway. The record is from RefSeq and is a predicted model, not a curated record. Lineage: Eukaryota; Metazoa; Chordata; Actinopteri; Siluriformes; Ictaluridae. Gene Ontology annotation, molecular function: transmembrane signaling receptor activity. Bases 1 to 2454 code for a protein of 817 amino acids.
AUGGAGCUCCGUCCACUCCGUGUGAUGAUCUUGCUUAUUUCACUUAUCCGAGUCGGACAAGCUCAAGUGUGUGUUUGCUUUUUGACUUUUUCACCAGUUCUGUCUGUGGAGCCGAAUUCACCUCAAAUAUUCAGAGGAGAGACGGUUACACUCACAUGUAGGAUUUCAGGAUGGAGUGGACCGUACUACUGGUACAAAGAUGGUGUUUAUAGUCACGGUUCUGCUGAAAAUUACUACACUAUAAAAGUAGAUCAGAGUCACAGAUACAGAUGUUACGGGUCUAUUGAUGGACGGUCAACGGCAUGGAGCGAUGAAGUGACUCUCUCAGUGAUGGAGAGACCAAAAGCCGUUCUGACGCUGCAGCCUGAUGGACAGAUAUUCAGUGGACAGGAAGUCACUUUCACAUGUGAAAUACGAGGACAUGCAGACACUGAGUGGAUGUACAACUGGAAUAAAGAUGACGUCCAAAUAUCCUUCUACACUGAGAGCAGGAAAUAUUCAUUCACUCCUGUAGAGUCUCUCAGCGCUAAAUACACCUGCAGCGGACGGAGAAGAAGCGACUCUCAGACCUCAGAGACCAGCAACACUGUUACACUCACUGUGUCAGAAAAACCUAAACCUGAACUCACACCAAGUCGUGAAGGAGCUGUACUGAAAGGAAACUCCGUGACUCUGUCCUGUACACUGAAGCUGCAGUCUGCUGGAUGGAAGUUUUACUGGAUCAAACCCACACAGAGCACUGAGACUGAGACUGAAACAGACUACUACAACAUCAGCUCCGUUAGAGACUCUGAUGGGGGUCAGUACAGGUGCAGAGCUGGAAGAGGAAACCCAGUCUACUACACAUACUACAGUGAUGCACUCUGGGUAAAUGUUACUGAGAGUCCUAAAGCUGUGGUGACCAUAAAGCCUGAUAAGCAUGUGUUCAGAGGAGAGACUGUGACUCUCAGAUGUGAAAUACAGGGAGGAGGAGACACUGAGUGGACAUACAGCUGGUAUAAGAAAGAUAACACACUCUACUCAUCCCGCACAACACAGGAGUUCAGCUUCAGCUCAGUUAGAAAUGAUGACAGUGCUGAAUACACCUGCAUAGGGAGGAGAAGUGACUCUCAGAGCUCAGAGAUCAGUGAUGCUGUUACACUCACUGUAUCAGAUGCAGCAGAGGCAGUAGUGAGUGUGUCUCCACUGCGCUGGCUGACUGAAGGAGACUCAGUGACUCUAAGCUGUGAGGUUAAACACUCCUCUACAGGCUGGACAUUCAGCUGGUACACAGAGGUUCCCUCCAGAGACAGUCAGGGUUCCCUCAGGUACAGUACAGCGCUCCUCUCAGACAGCAGCAGAGGAUCUGGAGGCUCCUACACUCUCAGUCCUGUUACUGUGAAGCACACAGGAGUUUAUAUGUGCAGAGCAGAGAGAGGAGAACCAGUCUUUCACACACGGGACAGUAACCUACAGCCACUGUGCAUCACUGGUGAAUCUCCUCCAGUGUCUCUGAUCAUCAAUCCCAGCAGAACUCAACACUUUACUGCUGACUCUCUCUCACUGAGCUGUGAGGACCAGAGUGACUCUACUGGAUGGACAGUGAGAGGAUACACACACAGUGAGGCAGUGUCUGAUUGUUCAUCAGUUUCAGGAUCUACAUGUAACAUCAGCUCCCUCUCUACAUCACACACUGGAGUUUACUGGUGUCAGUCUGAAUCUGGAGGACGCAGUAAUCCUGUCAACAUCACAGUGCACCGUGGUCAUGUGAUCCUGGACAGUCCUGUCCAUCCUGUGACUGAGGGACAUCCUCUGACUUUACAUUGUUUAUCUCGCAACUCAAAGACCUCAGCUUCUGGUGUUGAUUUCUAUAAAGAUGGUUCAGUCCUGCAGAACAAGACUACAGGAGAGAUGACCAUCAGUACUGUCUCAAAGUCAGAUGAAGGUUUCUACCACUGUAAACACCCAGAGAGAGGAGAGUCACCCAAAAGCUGGGUUUCAGUCAGAGACUCAGGGUCUGGAUCCAGUACUGAUAUAGUAUUUGUGUCUGUGGGACUGAGCUUGGCCUUUCUGUUCAUCAUCCUUUUACUGAUCCUGCGUUGGUGGCACAAAUCCAUCAAAGGAAAGGACAGAGACAUACAGCAGAACAGCAAUCAGACACCAGGCCAGAACCCGAGUCAGUCAGGAGCUGAGGAUUCUCAGUCAGGACACGCUCCACUUCAGACCGAUGUGCACAUUUAUGCCACUGUGGAGAACGCAAGUAAAAGUGAAGCUGCAGCUGAACUCAGUGGGGCCGUUUAUGCACAGGUCAUGAAGAAAAAGGAGUCACACAAGAAUAAAGAUGAUGAUGCUGGACCCAGUGAUGUGAUUUACACUGAGCUUGAACUCAAGCCACAGAAAAAAGCAAAGAAAAAUCAAGUGAAGGCCAGUGUAGAGUAUGGAACUGUUUACUCACAGCUGAAGCAGAACACAUAGGUGCUGGAGGAGUGAAUACACAACUGAACAGACGAGAGAGAAGAGAGAGAGAAGUUCAUCAUGUGUGCAGUGACAGUAAAAUCAGAGUGAGGUUGUUUUGUACAGGUUCUUUGCACUUAUUUGGUUUAAAAUGUGUGUGGGGGGGGAUUAAGAACGUGUGUAUGGACAGCAUUAAGAAGUAUUUACAGGGUGUAUUUUAUUGAUUACUUGUGCCACUAUUAGGACUGGUUGUAAAGCAAAAGGAUUUAGUAGUAAUAGUAAGAGUAAUAAGUCAAUGUGACUGAACUUUUAUUCUUGAAAAUGUUUUUUCACUCAUGUGAGGGGCUUCAUCAUGUCAUCUGUGUGCAGUUCACACCACCAGAACUCUAAGUCGUUAUGAUCACAUACAGAGAUACACUGAUGUAUUUUCCACCACACGGUACAACCACAAUCACCAGCCUACAGUUAAAAAGAUCAUGUAUCAUUUCAUCAUAACAAAUAUCACUUCAUGGUUUCAUUGUAUUAAGCAACACUUUAAAUAAAUGCGUGCAGAUAUCACAAACCACAACAAGAUGAAUAUCUAUCACAAGUCCUAAACUGUGUGCACCAAAUGUGUCUGUAAUGUCACACGUCUUCCAGAAACUAUCGUUUUAAUGUAUUUUUAUCGCACUGUAACAAGCCUGUUAGAAAAGUCAUGUGCAUAGAGUGUACAGUUUUAUCUCCAGCAAACGUUUGUACUCAUCUCCAUCCAUGUGGACAUAAGCAGUAUCAGUAUAUGUAAAGUUAGAGGUGCUCAGUACAGUGCAAUCCCUCAAUUUAUUUACUUGGUAUUUUAAUUUUUUUUUUUUUUCUUUGGUUUAAAUUUGUAAGCAUUUCAGCAAUUACAGUUGUACUUUUAGUUCACACAAAUGAUAUCCUGCAUUAAAAUAUACAUGUAUACAAAGCAGCUGUAUUUUAUUAAGGGGCGUUAUUCACUGAUUAACCUCCAGUUGCUUUACAAGUGAUGACGUCCUAUGAAACAAUGCAUAUAUUCAUUCUCAUGCAUCAUUAUUGUUGUACUCUACAAGAAAAAUACCUGCAUUGCAGUAGAAAUCAUCAGCUCUGUUUCUCAUUAAUAUUAUGUUUAUAAAGUGGCUAAAGCUAAACAGAGAGCAUGAAAAAUUUCAGAUGAGGAAAUAUUUUAUCAAUCCUGCAUCACACAGACUGUGAAUAAAGUCUACUGUAAGAUAUUGCAAAUUUAAAAACAAAACAAACAACAACAAAAAUGCAUUCAUGUGUUUUCUGUAUAAAGGGGUCAUUUUAUUACCUUUACGCACUUGUCAAAAGAUUACGACAGUGCCAUCUUCUGGGUAUGAUUCAUUUUAGAAAAGUCUACGCAUUAUUAAAUUCUAUGUCUUUGAAAAUGUACAUUUUACAUUUGUUUUUAAUUUGUGUGUUUUUUUGGAAAUACUAAUGGUUAAUGACCACAAACACUAUUAACUUAAGUGAAUAAAAGGCAAUAAUCAGCAAUAUGCGUUCACACACAUGACUUUAUCUGAAGGUUUCAUUGAUGCAACAUGAUACUGAGUUGUUAGAAAAGAUAUGUGUAGUGACGCCAUUGUCUGAUGAAGUAAAGGAACCGAUGAACCGGUUCAUUGAAACAAACUGUCCGAAAGAACCGGUUCGUGGAAAUGAAUCGGACUUUCCAUCAGCCCCCGCAUGUAGGGAAGCGGCCCGCUUAUAAAGCUGAAGCUCCGCCCAUUCGGCAUGAACCAUUAUAAACAAUAAAUAUCAGGUAAGUAUGAACACAACAACCUCACACAUAAAGAUAAGUAUACAUCAUCAUAAACAUAUAGAUAUGAACAUAUAAUAUGAUCAUAAUGUGAACAUACACACAUAUUAACCACCUUCCUCAUGUUCAUUUCAAUAAAAGUCCCCCUUUUCCCGCAGACACAUAAACACUGGUGCAGAAAUAGGACAGGAGUUUAUCUCCUCCCUCUUGCUGUAGUCUCGGCGGACUGGACCCGGAAGACGGACGCGGACAAUCUACAGCACAAACAAAGACAGACUAUACAAAUAUACAGACACGUCAAUAAAGAUGUUCUGUUUUAAACUUA